CCCCUUCUCGCCCUCUCCACCCUCCCUCGCACACCCUCUUUACCUUGGGGCUGCACACGCACGGAACUACGAGGAUAGCAUGAGCGCUGAAUCAUCCCAGCCGGAUUUCGACGCAGAUGGCACGGCUGCGACCGGCACCGUCUCCGAGGGUAAGCGAAAUCAUCGGGCUGCUUGUCUCAAGAAGCAAGCCAUUAGGGGGAUGAAGCACGCCGCGGCGUUCCUGUCUCUGGGGUUGUUCUUGGAGAUUGGAGCAACGUUUUGGACCUUGGCGCAGGCAAUAGCGUCUGGGGUCUUCGACGAAGCGGACUGCGGAGUACGAGCCCUUUCCUUAUACCACAACGAUCGAUUGCCUUCAAACUGCGAACAGCUGGAUAGUUCGGUGGUUUGGUUCGACGAGGACCGAACCGUGAGCACCUUCACCAGCUGCAGUGGCCUUGAGGACCCGCCCAUCGACCAGCUGUGCGAUUGCGCGAGGUACGACAGGGUUAGCACUGGUUGCACCUGGACAUCCGCAAGCUCCACCCGCGACGAAAUCGAAGGCUUGUGCGUCGCGGUGCCCGUGAUUGCGCUGACCUCGGACCUGCAGGAAGAGUACGGUACCACGUACGAUUGGCUCCUAGACAGCUCAGAGCUCGAGUAUCAAGACGACUGCAGGCCGCUGAGCCCGGAAGGUUUCGGGGACAUCACGAUCGCGUUGCUUGUGGUCUCGCUGAGCCUCGAGCUCGUGGAGGCGUACGUGGGCUACAAGCGCUGGAGAAAUCCUCUGUCCGUGAGAGGUCUGGUGGUCGUAGCAUCGGUGCUCGAGGGCGUUGGUCUUUUUUCGAUCUGGUGCCUGCUGCGGUUUCUGCCGGGUGGCAUUCUCGAGACGGAGGUUAGCGAGAACCAGUACAAAUUCCUGAACAUCAUGCUGUAUGGCGUUCUUGUCGUGACAUUCGGAGGCACGCUGGCCGAGAUCGUGUUCUACUUCUCCGCCCCCGGUCGGUUCAGGUACCUCGGCGUGUUAGGGAACUCGUUGACAUGGCUUGCUUCGGCGCUCACCGAGGUGGUGGUGACGGCGUACCUUGUCUGGAGGCUGCAGUGGUGGGAGAACGCGGAUGAGACCGCGGACGAGGAGACGUGGCCUGUUUUGGUGGCUGCCGUGAUCGGUCUGGUCGUCUUAGAGGUUGCGGCCCUGCUGGUCUUGUGGAUCGCUCGCGUGCUGAUCGCGAGAGCUACGUCGGCGCUAUUGACAGCCAAGGACCUGAGCUUAGGAGAGCCGUGCCGCGGAAUGGCCAACGGCGGUGGCGCUGCAAGCCACAAAGAAAUCUGAGGGACGCUCUAGCUUCCAAUAGGCCGGGCAGGAGAAUCAUUUCCGUUGCUUGUCUGCAGUGCCAUGGGAACCUAGUCAAAGUGCAAGGCGUGCACAGUGUUAAGCGCGUGUAACUGACUGUUGUAAGCGUGUGUGACUGACUGUUGUUGGAUAUGUUACACUUGUAGGGCGCCAUUUGUUCCGUCUGGGUGGUCAUUGUAGUGAAUGGUUUGGUAUGGCGCGGUUCUUUCGAUCUGGGGUGGGCAUUUGCACAUGUAAGUAGAAGUAGAGGGGAUGGAUGCAUACGCCUGUGGGAACAUAAAAGGCCUUGGAUCACGGGUGUGGCCUUCUUGCAAGGCCCGCCGGAUCUGCUGAUGUGAUGUGCACGUUCUUUCCCUACCUUGUGUCGCCAAUAACCGGUAUGUGUAGCGCAGUCCAGUGUUGUCGCCGUAGAUGCUGCUGGUGUGUUGAUUGCGUGUGUUUUUAUUAUUUGCGUUGACCGCGCGAACCGGCUUGUGUGUGUGUCAUUUUUAUUAACAUCGACCGUGAUAACCGGCUGACCAAUGAAAAUGCGUCAGUCUCAGUGCGGUGCAAAACACACAAUGCUUCUACAGGCCACGGUCUGGGACCCCGUGAGGGAGCGUCAUGGGGCUUCGGGUUGCAAGGCCGAUAACCGUUUAUGUCAGGCACGCUUAAGGGAUGGAUGCAGCGCGUUUGAAAUGUUUUCGCCGGAAAUGUGGUGCAAUUCUCGUCACACGGGAUGGUGGGGGCUGGGGGGGCUUGGGUGCGCACGUGCGCAAGAGACCACCAGUCUCAACCGCUCCACACGGAUGUUUCGGCAUCCCGAAGUAUUCAAGUCUCAAUAGCGUUCUGCCAGUCUGUGUUCUUGGUCACGCUCUGUUCAUGUUCAUGUAUUUUUGCUACGAAUGGGCACAGCGCCCGCCUACUCGGCAUCAUAGAAAAGGGGUGUUGGUUUUCAAUCCAGAAAACAAGAGAGCAGAGGAGGGUCUAGAAUGACUGGCGAGGGGGGCUCUGCAGGCGAGAAAGGGGUAUGUCGGGGCACGCCAACUCCCCAGACUCGCUAACAGAGUUACACCCUUUGGAUGAUUGCGUUACGUAGUGAUAGUGUGAAUAGUGACGGUACUAUUUUCGUAUUCGGGGUUUGGUUGAUCGUGUCUCUCAGAAACGAAUUGCGUGGCGCGUUCUGUUGUUUUCUCGUGGUGUUUCGUUAUGUCCCUGUGUCCGCCUUUAUUUGUCGCUACAGCAGUGGAGCGCGUGUUCGCUAGUAGACCUUGAGGGUAGGACGGCUGAAGCCUUCACAGGAAUGAAAUAGGUGGUGAACCGGGAACGCCCUGUAGAGAGGGUUUUUUUUUUUAGCGACCCCGAGACGGAGUUCUAUUCAGAGAAGAGGCCAAAGGAGUUCGUAGAAAGCGUCAGUGGCGGUUGAAAGGGGAUGACAAAAAUGAAGAAAAA
Molecule: messenger RNA, 2761 nt
Organism: Ectocarpus sp. CCAP 1310/34
Lineage: Eukaryota; Phaeophyceae; Ectocarpales; Ectocarpaceae
Source: the annotation of a GenBank genome assembly